Messenger RNA from Zea mays, 1256 nucleotides. RefSeq lists its product as uncharacterized. The record is from RefSeq and is marked validated. Gene Ontology annotation, molecular function: protein dimerization activity. Lineage: Eukaryota; Viridiplantae; Streptophyta; Magnoliopsida; Poales; Poaceae.
AUCGUCGUCUCCCUACCGCAAUCGAAGAAAGGGCCGGGCUCAACCGAGCCCUCAAAUCGCCGCAUCGCGCCCCUAGCUCUCUCCGUCUCCCUCAUCCUGACCUCGAUUCGAGCUAGUUUCGGGAAGCAAAGGUACCGGAUCAACCCCCUUGAUCACCCAUGGUGCCCAGGGAUAGGGCGCACAGCGCCGCUGCUGCCACCGCGCCCCCGACGGAGAAGCCCGUUCAAGGGCCUAUCCAGAACAACAAGUGCGAAAAGAAGGCUCCAAAGAAGGUGCAUAAAUCUGAGAGAGAGAAACGUAAGCGGGACAAGCAGAAUGAUCUCUUUGGUGAGCUGGGAAACAUGCUAGAACCUGAUAGACAGAACAAUGGAAAGGCAUGCAUAUUAAGUGACACUACACGAAUACUUAAAGAUCUACUUUCACAAGUAGAAUCUCUUCGAAAGGAGAACAACACGCUGAAGAAUGAGUCUCAUUAUGUCGCUUUGGAGAGAAAUGAACUACUGGAUGAAACCAAUAUGAUCCGUGGCGAAAUAUCAGACCUUCAAAACGAGAUGAGGAUGCGGCUAGAAGACAACUCUAUCUGGAGUCAUGACACUUCUAGACCAAAUCUUACAGCACCCCAUCCAGCGACCACAGUAUUUACAUUGCAGCAUUCACCACAUCCACAAGUCAUUGCAACAAUGACACUUCCUCUGCAACAGCCAGCAGUCGUUGAGCAAUCUUACGCUGCCCCACGGCGGGAGCUACAGCUAUUCCCUGAAGCUGCACCCACUGAAGAUACUGAGCCACCACAAAACGAGGGGACCUCUAAUCAUGUGAUGCGGCCGCAGGCGAGGUACCCACCAGCAAUGACCACUUUGCCUGGGCAUGUAUAUCCAGUCCUUCCAAGAGUGGAAGAUGAGCAACGCAGCAGCGGCACUACUGGUAGCAGAGAGGAAGGCGGGGUAGGCAACCGUUAACAGCUCGAGUACAAAACGAGAGAUCUGGCUCACAGUUUGAAAAGUUCUCGUAGUUUCAACUUUAAUGUUUCCAUUCUAGCUGAUGUGCUAAAGAAACCUUAAAACCUAUGCGGCUGUGCCUGCACAUGUAAAUAUCAUUCCACUCUGUAUUACCCGAACUUAAUCUUCAACUAGUUACUUCGAUGGGAGCAAUCUAUCUUUGUUAGUUCGUCCACUUCGUAGUUUAUCUGUAGUACUUGUACCAAGCAGAAGUUCAAGGAGUACCUGAUUCGAGAAAACAUGUUAAUCACUCUUUGU